Closterium sp. NIES-67 is the source of this 1458-nucleotide messenger RNA. The record is from the annotation of a GenBank genome assembly. NCBI's taxonomy places the organism in Eukaryota, Viridiplantae, Streptophyta, Zygnematophyceae, Desmidiales, Closteriaceae.
GUCUAGGGGGUGUGUCAAACAUAUGUGUAAAUUCCACCGCGACCUGCCGGCGACGAAGCAGUACGCGUACGGCACGAGCCAGAAGACGGCGUCGUACCCCGGCCCCACCAUCGUGGCGAAGGUCGGCGUCGACACGACGGUGACGUGGGAGAACCACCUGCUGGACAACACGCACAUGUUCACCGUCGACCCCACGCUCAUCAUGGGGUACAAGUGGCCCAAGAAGGGCAUUCCCAUCGUGGUGCACCGCCACGGCGGCAGCCAGCAGAGCUACUACGACGGCCACGCGUACGCAUGGAUCACGCAGUAUGGCGAGAAGGGCCCCACGUACACCAGUAACGCGUACAAAUACAUCGCGACCGACGGUGGUUACAUGGCGAAGCCUGUGUACUCGAAAUCGCUGCUGCUCGUGCCGGGAGCUCGCCAGGACGUCCUCGUGGAUUUCUCCAACCUGCCCGCCACAUGCAAGGACGUGAUUCUCCAGAACGUCGCUGCUGCUCCCUUCCCCGCUGGCGUGAUUGCUGACCGCGACACCGGGCUCGUCAUGCGCUUCGUGAUGACGAAUCGCAAGCGCUUCCCGGCUCCGAAACUCCCGAGCACCAUCUCGUACAUUCCUGUGAUCAACUUCAAGAACAUCCAGAAGGUUCGCUGGCACCGCCUGGUGGAGGCGAUGGACCCCAAGACCAACCUGCCUGUCCGUGUCACCAUCGACAACCUUGGGUUUGCCGACCCCGUCACGGACUUCCCCAAGCAGGGCACGAACGAGCUGUGGCACAUCAUCAACCUGUCGGCCGAUGCGCACCCCAUGCACUGGCAUCUCGUGGAUCACCGCCCCGUGGCCCGCCGCCCGUUUGACGUGGCAGGCUUCCAGGCUGGCACGUGCUCGUUCCGCGACAAGAAGAAGCCCACGUGCUUCACCGGGCCUGGGAUUCUAGUCGAUCCCACUGAGGAUGGCUGGAAGGACACCACGCCCGCGUACCCCGGCCAGGUGCUGACCCUCUGGUUCGGCUGGCAUGAUGGGAAUGGCAAGCCUCUUCCGUUUGAUCCCACUGUUGGGCCCGGGUACAUGUACCACUGCCACAUGCUGGAUCACGAGGACAACGACAUGAUGAGGCCGUUCAAGGUCAUCAAAUAAGCUGGGAUGAGCUUUUGUGCUGCAGGUAAGCAGCUGAGCUGCUGGAAAGCUCUCUAAUCUAACCAGCUAUUGUGUGCAGAUUGAUUGGUCUACCCUAGGUCUGUGUUAGGUAGCAUUAGCUUGGAAUGCGGUGUACCUUAGCUGCCACUGCAAGGUCUUAAGUAACCUGGUUAGAAGCUCCAAGUGGCUGGAGUUAAUAAGAUGUGUUGUUUUGCAAUGACUAGGAGAAGUUCGAUGGUUUGAAUGGUUAGCUUGUUCGAGGGGUGACGUGGAGGUGUAGACAUGAAGGCAUGUUUGUAUUCCAAUAAAUAUUAAUAAGCAUU